AUGGAAGAAAGCAUUGAAGAGAGGUUGGAAAAUGUUCACAUUAAUGCCAUACAUGAAGAUACAAAUGAAGAAGGGACUAUGUUAGAUAUCCAUCCUUAUGAACCUGGGAGUUCUCUAAAUAAUUGGACUGUAGAAGAAAUACCUGAAGUUUUUAGAGCUUUCUCAGAUAUUAAGGAAGAGGAAAAUGAUGACCAUCCUCAGUACCGAGAUAUACUGCGAUAUGUGAAGAAUUGUGAGUACCCUAAUCAGGCAACAGAGAAUGACAAGAGGACAUUGAGGAGGCUCACCAUUGACUACAUCUUAUAUGGAGAGAUUUUAUAUAAGAGGGGAAAGGAUCGAGUACUAUUGAGAUGUGUGAAUGCUGUAGAGGCCAAUAAAAUUUUGGAAGAAGUCCAUGAGAGUAUCUGCGGAACGCACGUCAAUGGUUUCACAAUGGUGGAAGCUGCUUCUUAUGCUAAUGUCACAAAGAGACCAAAGAGAUUCAGAUCUUGUACCCUUGAAUUGCAGUGGGAGAGGAUUGUGAAAGAGCCAGAUCUUAUACUCAGUGGGAGGAAGAUGGUUCAAAUUUUAUGUCUCAAAGGUACAGUGGAUUGA
This is a messenger RNA of Gossypium raimondii (Peruvian cotton), 594 nucleotides long. RefSeq lists its product as uncharacterized. The record is from RefSeq and is a predicted model, not a curated record. NCBI's taxonomy places the organism in Eukaryota, Viridiplantae, Streptophyta, Magnoliopsida, Malvales, Malvaceae. The coding region runs from base 1 to 594 and encodes 197 amino acids. The transcript is spliced from 4 exons.